AAGUGAAAAAUGACUGGUCGCGGUAAAGGUGGAAAAGGCUUGGGAAAAGGUGGCGCUAAACGUCAUCGCAAAGUGUUACGUGAUAAUAUCCAGGGCAUUACCAAGCCAGCUAUUAGACGUUUGGCUCGUCGUGGUGGUGUAAAACGUAUUUCUGGAUUGAUUUACGAAGAAACUCGUGGUGUUCUGAAAGUGUUUUUGGAAAACGUUAUUCGUGAUGCUGUCACCUACACCGAACACGCUAAGCGUAAAACCGUCACUGCUAUGGAUCGUCACUUUAUCUAUGCAUGUGGUAGUAUUUUGUUAGUCCAUGAUACUAAACAACGAACCAACGAACGAUCCAACAACGAUGUGAGUACGAUGUUCAUAGUGAGUGAAACAUUACAAAAAUAA
Messenger RNA from Musca vetustissima, 390 nucleotides. RefSeq names its product histone H4-like. The transcript is spliced from 2 exons. Gene Ontology annotation, biological process: nucleosome assembly. Gene Ontology annotation, molecular function: DNA binding; protein heterodimerization activity; structural constituent of chromatin. NCBI's taxonomy places the organism in Eukaryota, Metazoa, Arthropoda, Insecta, Diptera, Muscidae. The coding region runs from base 10 to 390 and encodes 126 amino acids. The record is from RefSeq and is a predicted model, not a curated record. Gene Ontology annotation, cellular component: nucleosome.